AUGAUGAGGAUGAAUAGAAGAAUGUUUACAAGGAAUAAGAGAGUAGCAGUAGAGAGAGACUACGAUAUUGAUUUGCUUUUGAGCAUCCACCAUGCAGAGGGCAUAGACAACCCUAGCAACUAUCCUUCAGUAAUCAAUAGGGAUUACCGUGUUGUAUUUUGGGUUCACCCUGAUGAUCAACUUGCAACACAAGUCGUCUCAGGGUCACCAGAUCCUUCAUGGAACCAGAAGUGUCGUAUCGAGUUAGACAAGUCCUGGGAUUGCAGGUUUUUGUAUGUUGAGGUGCUUAGGUAUGGAUCCUCAUCUGAGAGUAACCCGGGAACCUCUGAUGGUAUGAGCUUGGUGGGUAGGGUUCAGAUACCGCUACCGAAGUUGUCAAGUAAAACUGGGGGCCGCUAUGGACUUGUGAGGCUUCAAGAGGAUGGGUAUAAGGCUGAGGGACAUAUUAUUUUGUCAAUGCAAUUGGUGAAGAUAAAUAUAACAUAG
This is a messenger RNA of Dovyalis caffra, 486 nucleotides long. NCBI's taxonomy places the organism in Eukaryota, Viridiplantae, Streptophyta, Magnoliopsida, Malpighiales, Salicaceae. The record is from the annotation of a GenBank genome assembly.